GGUUGACCUUGACCUUCAGUCUACUUCAUGCACUCGGCUCUGAAAUCGUGUCAGAGUGGGAGGUCUGUGUGUUUUCCUAUCUGUGGAGCUGCAGACAAACGUGUCUUCGUCUCUUCCUCCGUUUCACCCAAAAUCUUCCUCUGUGCGUCCGUCGUCUGUGAUGGAGGAGAAAGAAGAAAGAGGAGGAGGAGGAGGAGGAGGAGGAGGAGGAGGAUACUACCGGGCAGCCAAGCGGCUGCGGACAGAGGAGCAGGCCGGCGGAGAGGAGCUGGAGGACGGGGAGGAGGAGGAGGAGAACUCCGCCGGAGAGGAGGCAGCGCGGAGCGGACACACCGAGAGCAGCAGCCGGAGGAGCCGACGGGAGGGACAGGAAGCGAGGCCAUCUGUUUUCUCUCUACAGGAACGCCAUGUUGGUCUCCAGGACGGCGUGGAGGACAGUCACCGGAUCCUCCCGUCUCCAGUCGUCCACGUCCGAGGGCUCUGCGACGCCGUGGUGGAGGCCGACCUGGUGGAGGCGCUCGACAAGUUCGGCAACAUCUGCUACGUGAUGAUGAUGCCGUUUAAGCGGCAGGCCCUGGUGGAGUUUGACAGCGUGGAAAGCGCAGAGCGCUGCGUGGCGUGUGGAACCCAAGAGGCCGUCUACAUCGCCGAGCAGCAGGCCUUCUUCAACUUCUCCACCAGCCAGAGGAUCACCAGGCCCACCAACGCAGACGACCCCACCAGCGGAAACAAGGUUCUGCUGCUGUCCAUCCAGAACCCGCUGUACCCCAUCACCACCGAUGUUCUGUACACCGUCUGCAACCCGGUCGGUAACGUCCAGCGUAUCGUCAUCUUCAAACGCAGCGGCAUCCAGGCCAUGGUGGAAUUUGAGUCAGUGGGGGAUGCUCAGAAGGCCAAGCUGGCUCUGAAUGGAGCCGACAUCUACGCCGGCUGCUGCACGCUGAAGAUCGAAUACGCUCGGCCCAACAGACUGAACGUCGUCCGCAACGACAACACCAGCUGGGAUUACACCAAACCUUUCCUCCUGCACCGAGAGCGGGGUAAAGGGAGGCAGCGUCAGGCCAUCCUCGGAGAGCAUCCAUCCAACGGCUACGGCCCACACUGCCCCCUGCUGCCUCUGCCUACGAACAGCAGGUACAGGAGGAGCAGCCAGGAGGUGCAGGACAUGAUCUCCUAUCCACUGCUCCUCCACCACAAGAGCGCCUCCUCCUCCUCCUCCUCCUCCUCCUCCUCCCUCCUGGGCCAUGCCACUUCCAGCUCCGUUGCCAUGGUGAGCAGCCUGCAUCCCGUCCAGAUGAACUGCAGCCGCAUCUUCAAUCUCUUCUGUCUCUACGGCAACGUGGAGAAGGUGAAGUUCAUGAAGAGCGUUCCCGGCACGGCGUUGGUGGAGAUGGGAGAUGAAUACGCUGUGGACCGAGCUGUGACUCACCUCAACGGCAUCAAGGUGUUCGGCAAGAAACUGAACGUUUGUGUGUCCAAGCAGCAGGCGGUGAUUCCCAGUCAGGUGUUUGAGCUGCCGGACGGCAGCAGCAGCUACCAGGACUUCAGUCUGACCAGAAAUAACCGUUUCAGCAGCGCGCAGAGCGGCAGGAACAUCAUCCAGCCGCCCGCCGCCGUCCUGCACUUCUACAACGCCCCGCCCACCCUCAGCGAACACCAGCUGCACAAGCUCUGUACUGAACACAGCGCUCCCGCCUUCACCAAAUUCAAGAUCUUCGACGCCAAACCCAGCUCUAAGACUCUGUCGGGUCUGUUGGAGUUUGACAGUAAGACUGAAGCGGUGGAGACUCUGACUGUUCUCAACCACCACCAGAUCAGAAUACCCAACAGCUCCAACCCUUUCACCCUGAAGCUCUGCUUCUCCACCUCCUCCCACCUGUGACCUGAGAGCAGCGUCCCGGUCCUCCAGAGAGGACGUCCGUUCAGCACAAAGACGAAAAGGACAAAAGUUUAUUUGACUCGGUAUGGAGCAGGAAGUGUUGUGAUGAGGCGCUCUGAAGAAGAACUAAACGCUCGACGUGGAUUGAAACACUUUUGUUUUCUUUCUUCCUGAAUGAUGUCAGCAGCUCGACAGUUGCAUUUAAUCACACAUGAGAAGUGGAAUCUUUGUUUCAGUAAAUAUCAUAUUAUUGUCCACAUGAAGAUAAAGAUGUUGUACUGUUUUAGGACGCUUUUAUUUUUGUAACUCAGGGAGGAAUCAUUAAAAACUGUCAACCAAUCAGAUACCAGCUACAAAGAGACAGACAGAGAUUUUAUGAACAAUGCUAAAAUAUUUUUCUUUUGUUUAUAUUUUAUGUUUGUUAUG
Thunnus maccoyii (southern bluefin tuna) is the source of this 2305-nucleotide messenger RNA. Its product is annotated as heterogeneous nuclear ribonucleoprotein L-like. Bases 161 to 1882 code for a protein of 573 amino acids. The record is from RefSeq and is a predicted model, not a curated record. Gene Ontology annotation, biological process: mRNA processing; regulation of RNA splicing. The transcript is spliced from 14 exons. Gene Ontology annotation, molecular function: mRNA binding. Lineage: Eukaryota; Metazoa; Chordata; Actinopteri; Scombriformes; Scombridae. Gene Ontology annotation, cellular component: nucleus.